CUAGGACGAUAGUAUCAUCAUCAUCUUGGUUCCCCAAUCACACCUCUCUUUUUCUCUCUAAAAUCGCUUUUACUUUCUCUAAUUUAGGGCUCGAACCUCCUCAAUUCAUGAACAAAUUGUUUAAUUUUUUUCCCUUUGCCAUUUAAAUUUACAACGUUUUUGUUUUUAGCUUUCAAAUCUCUCAUAUUAAAGCAAAUAGUGGCCCUUUUAACGCCCGCGAUUUUGCUUUCUAUUACAAGCCAUAGUUUGAUCGUUAGCUUUGCAGUUUUGUAUAUUCUCUCUUUGUAUUGAAUUUGAUCGAUCCGUUAGGGUUUUGCUCCGAUAAUUUGAUCCAAUUGUUAGAGUUUAGAUUUGAACAUUUUCGAUGAAUACGCGAGGAAGAUAUCCGCCAGGAAUGGGCGGCGGAGGUCGUGGUGGGAGCUUAAACGGAAACCCUAAUUUUCAACCGAGGAACCCCCAUCAACAGUAUGUCCAGAGGAGUCCAAUGCAGAACCACCAGCAAUUUCAGUACCAACAACAGUGGCUGAGGAGGAAUCAAUUGGGUGCCGAUUCGAACGCCGAUGAAGUGGAAAAAACCAUACAGUCCGAAGCCAUUGAUUCAAGUUCACAAGACUGGAAGGCACGGUUAAAGAUUCCUCCACCUGAUACUCGGUACAGGACAGAGGAUGUUACAGCCACUAAAGGAAAUGAAUUUGAAGACUAUUUUCUGAAGCGUGAGCUGCUUAUGGGAAUAUAUGAAAAGGGGUUUGAAAAGCCAUCUCCAAUUCAGGAGGAAAGUAUUCCAAUUGCUCUAACCGGAAGUGAUAUUCUUGCUAGAGCUAAAAAUGGAACUGGGAAAACCGCUGCCUUUUGCAUUCCUGCCUUGGAAAAAAUUGAUCAAGACAACAAUGUUAUUCAAGUUGUUAUACUUGUUCCAACACGAGAAUUGGCUCUUCAAACAUCACAAGUUUGCAAGGAGCUUGGAAAGAACUUGAAAAUUCAAGUCAUGGUUACCACUGGUGGUACCAGUUUAAGAGAUGAUAUAAUGCGUUUAUAUCAACCUGUUCAUUUACUUGUUGGAACUCCUGGAAGAAUAUUAGAUCUUGCGAAAAAAGGAAUCUGCAUUUUGAAAAACUGCUCAAUGCUCGUCAUGGAUGAGGCUGACAAGCUUUUGUCUCCAGAGUUCCAACCAUCAGUAGAGCAGUUGAUUCGUUUUCUGCCUGCAAAUCGUCAAAUUUUGAUGUUUUCAGCCACAUUUCCUGUUACUGUGAAGGAUUUCAAAGAUAGAUAUUUACAGAAGCCUUAUAUUAUCAACCUUAUGGACGAGCUUACUCUUAAGGGUAUAACACAAUUUUAUGCUUUUGUUGAAGAAAGACAGAAAGUCCACUGCCUAAACACACUUUUCUCAAAGCUGCAAAUCAACCAAUCAAUUAUUUUCUGCAAUUCGGUGAAUCGGGUAGAACUUCUCGCAAAGAAAAUUACAGAGCUUGGUUAUUCUUGCUUCUAUAUUCAUGCAAAAAUGCUUCAAGAUCAUCGCAACAGGGUGUUUCAUGAUUUUCGUAAUGGUGCAUGCAGGAAUCUUGUUUGUACAGAUCUUUUUACAAGGGGGAUUGACAUUCAAGCAGUCAAUGUCGUCAUCAACUUUGAUUUUCCUAAAAACGCAGAAACAUAUCUCCAUAGAGUUGGUCGAUCAGGGAGGUUUGGACACCUUGGAUUAGCAGUGAAUUUGAUCACUUAUGAAGACCGCUUCAACUUGUAUAGGAUUGAGCAAGAACUUGGGACUGAGAUAAAGCAGAUUCCUCCACACAUAGAUCAGGCUAUUUACUGCCAAUGACACGUAGUAGAUAUCUGGCUAUAUAAUCAACUGCGGUAAUGACAUGUUUCAUUUGCCUAUUUUGCAGAGUUGAUAGGCUGCCUCCUUGAGAAGGUACAGAACUCAGCAUCUGAGGGUACAUUCUGAAAAUGGCGUUUGUCACGGAAGAUCUCUGGUUGUUUUUAGGUGCAUAACCCCUGUAGUGCUAUUCUUAGAUUUCUGGCUUUUCAUGGCCUUAAACUUUGGCAGGAUUCGAGGAACUCUAGAAUGGGUUUAGAUUAUUUUGAGAUAGGAUGAGUUCAAUUUGCAGACCGUCUUUGGUUUUGUGAACCAACUAGUUUGGUGAUAUUUAACUUGGACUAGUUUGGUCACUAUUGAUAUGUACGUUUUCUUCCUUUGUCUCUCGUUCUUUGGAGUAAGAUGAUAUGUAUGCUUUCUGUGUAAAA
Cornus florida is the source of this 2238-nucleotide messenger RNA. RefSeq names its product DEAD-box ATP-dependent RNA helicase 8. The transcript is spliced from 10 exons. Gene Ontology annotation, cellular component: cytoplasmic stress granule; P-body. Lineage: Eukaryota; Viridiplantae; Streptophyta; Magnoliopsida; Cornales; Cornaceae. The record is from RefSeq and is a predicted model, not a curated record. Gene Ontology annotation, biological process: cytoplasmic stress granule assembly; P-body assembly. Gene Ontology annotation, molecular function: mRNA binding; RNA helicase activity; ATP binding. The coding region runs from base 365 to 1813 and encodes 482 amino acids.